Molecule: messenger RNA, 1454 nt
Organism: Nothoprocta perdicaria
Lineage: Eukaryota; Metazoa; Chordata; Aves; Tinamiformes; Tinamidae
Gene: REXO4
Product: REX4 homolog, 3'-5' exonuclease
Exons: 8
Coding region: 1-1209 (402 amino acids)
Biological process (GO): rRNA processing; DNA catabolic process
Cellular component (GO): nucleus
Molecular function (GO): nucleic acid binding; 3'-5' exonuclease activity
Source: RefSeq, a predicted model, not a curated record
AUGGCGAAGGCGCCGGGCCCCGGGCCGGCGGGCGGGAAGGCGCGCGGCAAAGGCCGGAGCCGCGGCCGGAGCCAGGCGGCCGCGCCGCACAAGGGCCCCGGGGCGGCUGCUGUGGCCGCGGCCCCGCCGCGAAGCCCCCACGAGUUCUCGGCGAACUGGAAGGCGCUGCAGGAGCUCCUGAAGCAAAAGGCGAAGGGCGCCGAGGAGCCCGACGCCGCGCGUGCGAAACCGCCCGGCAAGAAGCAGGCGCCCAAGGGAGGAGGCGCCCGAGGAGAGGCAGCCGCCAAGGGGAAGGGGAGCGCGGCGAAACCCAAGUCUGCGAGCAAGACCAAGAGCGCUUCUGCUGAAGGCAACCCCCCUUCGGAUGCUAAAUCCAAGGGGACUGCGGGGGACAAGGCUUUGAACAGCACCGGGAAGGAUGGCAAAGGGAAAAAGAAGAAUGGCACCAUUGAGAAGGAGCGGGGUGAUAUAAAGCAUAAAAGGAGGAAAGCUGAGGAACAUGUGGAGCCACAGCCAGAGGAGGCUGACAUCUGGUUUGAUGAUGUUGAUCCAAAAGAUAUUGAAGCAGCAAUAGGACCCGAAGCAGCAAAAGUUGCCAGAAGAAAAAUGGGACUUGAAACGGGCCAAACCAAAGAGGCUGUGGAGCGGGUGCUGGUUAAAGAAAAGGCUUCUGAAGGGUUGACAAAAGCUGUGGCCAUGGACUGUGAAAUGGUGGGAGUGGGACCCAAGGGCGAGGACAGUAUUGUGGCUCGCGUGUCCAUUGUGAACCAGUUUGGAAAGUGCGUUUAUGACAAGUAUGUCAAGCCCACGGAAGAGGUGACUGAUUACAGAACAGCUGUUAGUGGCAUUCGCCCUGGGAAUAUAAAGACAGGAGAGGAUUUUAAAGUUGUUCAGAAGGAGGUUGCUGACAUCUUAAAUGGAAGGAUUUUGGUCGGACACGCUUUACACAAUGACUUAAAGGUCCUAUUUCUCGAUCAUCCUAAGAAGAAAAUUCGUGACACACAAAAAUACAAGCCUUUCAGGCAGAGAGUCAAGAAUGUGCGACCAUCACUGAAACUGCUCUGUGAAAGGCUGCUCAAUGUCCGAGUGCAGACAUCGGAGCACUGCUCGAUUCAGGAUGCACAAGCAGCUAUGAGACUGUACACCUUAGAAAAAAGGCGUUGGGAAGCUGCUCUUAAGGACAAAUCUAAAGUAAAGAAAAAAAAAUGAACUCUGACAUUUGAAUAAUUCUACACUGUGGUUUUUAUGUGCAGCAUUUGCUGUGUUCCUGUCAAAUUCCCACAGAAAUUUAUAGAGAACUUGGAACUGACAUCAGCUGCUUCAUAAUAAAGCUCAGCAAACAACACUUCCUGACGUGGUAUGUGAACACUUUUGUACAAGAAUACUGCAGAAAUAACCCCAGUUCUGGAGCACAUUUAUGCCUACUACACUACUGAUGCCUACUACAGUUUCAA